Molecule: messenger RNA, 366 nt
Organism: Penicillium brevicompactum
Lineage: Eukaryota; Fungi; Ascomycota; Eurotiomycetes; Eurotiales; Aspergillaceae
Exons: 1
Coding region: 1-366 (121 amino acids)
Source: RefSeq, a predicted model, not a curated record
AUGGGAUCUUCAAUCACCACAACUUUUCUGACUUUUUCUCCCUCAAAUCUAGAUUUGAGGAUCGAAGAGGAGGCGAGAGUUAUCGGCCCGCGGAGAGAACUGGCCGUUCACCUUCUCGUGGAUAUGAGAUUCGUCGCCGCUCGCCACCACGCACACGCUCUCCUCGACCACGAAGUCGUUCCCGACCGCAGGCCGAUACAUGGGUCCCACCAUCUAAUAGAGGUUAUGGACGACCGCGAAGUCGCUCUCCACCGCCAUAUCGGCGCCGCUCGCGCACUCCACCCACCAGAACUUUCGGGCCAACUUCUUACGACCGUAGGAGAUCUCCACCCAGAAGAUUUUCACCCCGAAGAGAUGAAAGGAUGA